This is a messenger RNA of Epinephelus moara (kelp grouper), 3760 nucleotides long. It is a transcript of the gene dok1a, whose product is annotated as docking protein 1a. Lineage: Eukaryota; Metazoa; Chordata; Actinopteri; Perciformes; Serranidae. The record is from RefSeq and is a predicted model, not a curated record. Gene Ontology annotation, biological process: positive regulation of MAPK cascade; cell surface receptor protein tyrosine kinase signaling pathway. The coding region runs from base 60 to 1673 and encodes 537 amino acids. The transcript has 7 exons. Gene Ontology annotation, cellular component: cytoplasm.
GAAAAUUCAUACGUCUUUCAGAAGCCAAAGGCCAGCACUGAAGCACAUUUGCUUCCCAGAUGGACUCUCAGACUAAAACAGGGAAGGUUUACCUGCAACCGCACAAAGUUGGCAAAAAAUGGAAGCCAGUGUGGUUGUCUCUGUUUCCCCCCAGCAGCAGUGGAGUGGGUCGACUGGAGAUCCAGGAUAUGGGAGGUGGUGGUGCUGGAGCUGAUCACAUGCCUGGGGUCAGGAGACACUACCAGCCCCAUAUGGACAGGAAGCUGAAGGUGGUCCGACUGUCCGACCUGAUCAGUGUCCUCAGACUCCCCCCAAACGCUGAGGCCUGUCCAAUGGACAACAUGGCAGCAUUUUGUGUGGAGACACAGGAAAGAACGAUGGUGUUUGCCGCACACAAAGACGACUGCAUGGAGUGGGUAGACAAACUGUGUCAUAGCACGUUUCAGAGAGGUGUUGGCUCAGACUCUACUCAGCUUCAAAUGGAGGAGAACCAGAUAUAUGCCUCAGCAGAUGACGCCUCAGAGUUCUGGGUGCAGGUUCAGAGGACUGAUGCAGCGACACGUUGUGGCCUGAAGGGGUCGUACUGGCUGCAGGUCGGGCAAGAGGCGCUGCUGCUGAGAGAAACACAGAAAAAGGACAUUGUCAGAGAAUGGCCGUACGAACUGCUGAGACGAUAUGGAAAAGAUAAGCUGGCCUUAACCAUCGAAGCAGGGAGACGCUGUGACUCUGGUCCGGGAACGUUCACCUUUGAGACACAGCAGGCUGAGAAGAUAUUCUUACUGAUCCAGAGUACCAUCAAACGCAAGACUUCAUCUGCCACUUCAGGAAAUCAAAACCAAGAGGCUGAGAAGGUUGUAACCAACAUACGGGCUCACUCCCCUCUCCCCAACAUACGGGCUCACUCCCCUCUCCCCAACAUACAGGCCCACUCCCCUCUCCCCAAAAUACCAGAUAUGACCGUUAUGGCUGCCAUUCUGGAGAACAAACUGAGGAUACAGGACAGUGCCGCUGCCUCAGAAGACAGUGCACAGGAGGAGUUGCUCAGUUCACCAGAGAGUGUAUCAGCGCAGCCAGCUCCUAUCACCCUCAUGCCUCUUCCAAUGGUCCCCACACAUGACAGCCGAUCUGGAGGUCAUCUUGGCGGCCAAUCAGAAGCUGUGUAUGCUGACCCAGCUGAUUGCAUCCAAUCUGUAUCAAGGCCGCAGCCGACCAUGGCUCUGUAUGUAGAUCCCGCAUGUGUUCUCCCGCUCAAACCCCCCGGCCCCACAGACUCUCUCACUCCCUCUCCUAACUCCUCUGCUGCACAUCCCAGCUUUAACAUCAAUCACCCAGAUUCAGAUUACUCGGAGGUGUAUGACAAAGUCAGUCCAGUCCAGAAUAAAAAAACUGUCAUUCAGAGCAAAGGAAAAGUCGUGAAAAAGCAUCGUACACAUGAUGAACCCAUUUAUACUGAGCCUGUGAGCAAGAAGGAGGAAGUGUCUGAUAAAAAAGAGAGCGAGCCAGACCCGUUCGCUCACCUAUAUGCUCAAGUCUGCAAAAAAUCUCCAUCCUCUGACACCGUCCCUCCCAGCUCCGCUUCAUCUUCCCCUCCUACUGCCAGUAUGAGCACAACAAAAGCCACGGACCACUCUAUUGAUGAUGAUGUCAUCUACGAAAACCUGGGCAUCAUUUAAUUCAGUUGUCAAGUGCAGCUUAUCACUAAAGUAUCUAAAGCAAAUGUAUGUAGAGCCUGACAUGUAUUUUUGUACACUGACUGCUGUGGGAGUUCAUUGAGAAACACUUUACCUGGUUAGCACUUGUCCUGCAUGGAUGCGCUUUUCAUUGUGUAUUUCUAUAUACAAAUAGGGAUGUCUGGAUUGAACACUUUUGCACUUACAUAACGUCACGGUUUCAGAACUGUAGGAAUUGUAAAAUCUGCAGUGUCCUGAAUCCUGCAUUGCUGCCAUGUGAAAACAAAUCUUGCAGGUCACACAUGUGUGCGCUGGUUUGCUUUACGUUAGAGUGUCCUGCCGCUCACCUGAAGCCUUGAGGAGAGCUAUUAAAAUAUCACAGGGAAGUUACAUUCCAUCCUUUUAUCUGCCCAAAAAAGCACCUUAAAUCGGCAGCGUGGAAGCAUUUCAGAUAUCUACAAACCGACCAGGGAGUUGUUGCUGAAGAUGGACGUCCAAUUUGCAAAGUGUGCGGCAUUAGUAGUUACGAUGGGCCCUAGUGCACGCUAUUGUGCACGUAUCGUCUCAUCACAUGAUCAGACUUGACACUGGAUGACAUCAUCAACAGAAAUAUUACCCAGCAACCAUCAUUACAUAUCUGUACAAAAAAUAGUUUUUACGUAAUAAGAGUUCCUCUUUGAAUCCAGUUAUAUAUUCAAGGUGGCAAUCACUCUGAAGGGCCCAUUCUCCAUCCAACAUAUUGAUGGAGGGCCCACUCUCUCUAUGGACCCCCCACCACACAGGCCCCACUGCAACCACACUGCCUGCACUAUUUACGCCCCACUGAUACAUAAUAGUAUUUCUGUAAUGCCAUAACCAUAACAGUAUAUGUUUGUUGGUUUGCUGAGGAUGUUGUUCUUCUGAAUAACUCAGAUAACAAUGUUUAUAUUGAAAAUAUCCUACAGUUAUUUUUCAUUUCUGAUUGUUUUUCAUUGAGCUGUAUAAAUAAUUCUGUAAAUAGGAUGUGUCACUUUCAUAGAGUGUUAUCUGAAGUGUUAAUUCCUGCAACCCCCACUAACAUGUACUGUAUAUGAUAUUUUUAUUUUAUAUUUUUACUUCAUGUGUUGGUUAAAAUCAUUUCAUACAACCCAGCCCAUUUUUGCAGUAUAUGAUUAAAGCAAGAAACUAUGUAACUGGAAAAAUACUGUAUUUUUGAAAUGAAAAGGUCAAAAACAAUAAAAUGAGCUGUUCAUUACACUAAAGAGUUUUGCUGCUACAGCUUUACUUGGUAGAUUAUUAAGUAGCUCAUGGUGGCGAAUGUUACCUAAUAUUUGCAAACUUCACAUGACAGAUUUUUCUGUUUAAAAGACGAUAAGUCAGUUCAAUGAUUCAUUUCUACCUUCAACGCAUUUACCAUUAUUCCAAAAGUCUCACUAGUGACUGCAUAGUUUUGACAAUUUUUUUUAAUAAAACUAUUAACUAAAAGUAACUUGUGUUACGGCUGGCAAAUCUUCAUUGUUUAAAAAUGAAUUUCAGUGAGUUCUUAACAGGGUGUAAUAACCUCCCGAUCACAGGCUCUGGAUCACUUCAAAAUGACCUUGUGUGUUUGGAUCUGUUGCAGCAUGUGAGGGUAAUUAUGAGUCGCUCCUUUGGGCUGCACAAGUCAGUCACUCCCUAAAUACGCCAUAUACGUGGAUCUUUCCAGCUACAUAUUUCCUUUUUAUUAUUAUUUUAAUUCCGGUUGAGGCAAUUUUUUAAAUGUUUCCUUCCAGAAUCCUGUGCUGUUUGGAUUCAUUUGAAAAGUACCUAACACAUUUUGUCACAUGUGAUGUUUAUGUAACUAAUCGCCUGGAUGUUUUGUCAUGAUAAUGUGACCUUUAUGUGAUGAUUUGCAGUAUCUCGCCUGCCAUCUGCUUGUCACAUCAGUUACCUUUUCUUGACAAAAAUAUAAUUUUUGUGCAGCUUGUAAUUUUUUUCUGGACACAGGAGGUAAACACCAUUAUGUGCUAAUUUUCACCUCCACAUCUCUCUUCUCUUCCAUUGUUACACUGUAAUAAUUAUUAAUUACAAACUAUUAUGAUUAAACACGAUUUUAGUGAAGAUGUAUUGUU